Vicia villosa (hairy vetch) is the source of this 1044-nucleotide messenger RNA. RefSeq lists its product as uncharacterized. Bases 1 to 1044 code for a protein of 347 amino acids. The record is from RefSeq and is a predicted model, not a curated record. Gene Ontology annotation, biological process: SCF-dependent proteasomal ubiquitin-dependent protein catabolic process. The transcript has a single exon. Lineage: Eukaryota; Viridiplantae; Streptophyta; Magnoliopsida; Fabales; Fabaceae. Gene Ontology annotation, cellular component: SCF ubiquitin ligase complex.
AUGACGAAGACGAAACGACUUUCUAUAAGAAAGAAGAAGAGAACUUGUGUCAAAUCUCUUCAACAUCAACAACAACAAUCGUUUUCUUCUACAAAUUCAAUUAUAAUUGCAGAACCUGACUUUGAGUUUUACUUACCAGAUGAGUGCUGGGAGCAUGUCUUCACAUUCCUCGUCAACCCGGUCAAGCCGGUCAAUCCGUUGGCUAUCAUCAAGCCGUCUAACCCGUUUCAUGUCUUCCCAUUCCCCACUGACCCCGUAUACGGCAAAAUCAAAGACAAAUACAAACGCAAUUUUGAAUCUCUAUCUCUCGUCUCAAAACACUUCCUCGCCCUCACCAACCGUCUCAUAUUUUCUCUCAAAAUAUAUUAUCCACAACUUUUUUAUCUCCCCCGUUUCUUCCAUAGAUUCUCCAACCUUAAUUCCCUUGACCUCUGGUUCGCCUCCCAUUAUCUCGAUGCAGGCCUUGCCUUGGCUCUCCGUGACAGAUCAUCAUUGAGAUCUUUAUCUAUUUCCAUGUUUGAGUUAAAUGAUGCAAAGUAUGUAACUUCUCAUUACAUUGAUUCCUUACUGAGUUUGAAGUGUUUGAAUUCUCUUAAGUUUUGCUGUUCACAAAUCUCGGAUGAUUUGCUUUACUCUAUUGCAAGACAAGGCCUUCCUUUAAAGACUUUUGUUCUUGAAAAUUGCACCGGCUAUAGUUUCCAUGGAAUUUAUGAUUUAUUAUCUAAGUGUCGCGGGAUAAGAUAUUUGGGUCUUCAAGGUGUUGAUUUUCUAAAUAAUCAUCAUGUCUUCCAAUUGUUUUUGCUUGUUCCAGAUUUAGUAUCUAUAAACCUUAGUAAAUGUUCCAAGCUCACAGGAUUAGCUUUGUUCGCCCUCAUUAAAAACUGUCAUUCACUUGGUGAGAUCACAAUGGAAAGCAUAUAUAUUGAAUCCUCAAUGGAAAACAUAUAUAUUGAGAGCAAGAGUGUAGAAAAUUAUGAUAUUUUGAAAGAUUUUGAUGUCAACCCUCAAUUAAAAUUUCUAUAUUUGUCUCAGUCUUCAUUAUAA